Messenger RNA from Symphalangus syndactylus (siamang), 6025 nucleotides. Its product is annotated as basic proline-rich protein-like. The record is from RefSeq and is a predicted model, not a curated record. Lineage: Eukaryota; Metazoa; Chordata; Mammalia; Primates; Hylobatidae.
AUGCGGGCUAGGUGUCCGGCUAUUGCAAAACUACGGAGGAUGCGAGGUUUGGAAGAAACUGUUUGGACUUUGCUGUAUACCGGGCAGGCGUGGGGGUUGGGGAGGGAAGAACCAGCUGAUGAAGAAAAGAAAGGCAUUCGUGUCCACAGAACACAUCCUAAGGCUCCUGAGUUGCUAACUCCAUCCCUAAUCACCUCGUUGUUGGGAACCAGCUGGAAAUGGAAAGAUCAGCGAGCCUCGGCGUGGGAUGAAGGCAGCGGUUUUGGCCUCAACCGCUGGCCUACACACCUGGCUUCCGGGACCCGCCCGAUCAAGCUGAACCCCCUCCCCUCCGGUCCUGCAGGUGAGCACACGGUGCUCUCACGUUUCUUCGAGAAACCUUCCAAUUCCUCUCCCGCCCCAAAAGUGCUAACUUCAAGGGUUCGGAGGUGGCAGAGGGGUGAUAGACCGGAAAGGACAGGCCCCGGGGUCUCAGGGAUUUUCGAGGUAGGAAAGAACAACGAUCGCCCCAGCCACGGACGCAUUUUCCCUCGCGGACCGCCCCCCCCCCACCCCCGCGCCCAGUCCGCAGGACCUGCCGCGGCCGCGCGGCCGGACCUAGCGGGUGGCCCUUUUCGGGCUGCCCCUCUCCGGGCUGCCCCCUCCAUCCCUCCGCGGAUCCCCCGCCCUUACCUCCGGGAGCGAGGGUGUCGACUGGAGAAGGUGCUAGGGAGCGGCGAGCUGCCUGGGGGUCGGGCUCAGCGGCUGCCAGGGACGGCGGGGUCGCCCGCGAGGUCGCUGCUCAUGGCUUGUCGCGCCCGAGCACUGCGGCCGCGGCCACGGCGGCGCCCUCCUCCUCGUUCUCUUCGCGGGCUUCCAGCCGGGACGCAGCUAACGCCUCAGCCCCGCAAGCCCUCCUCCCCUCCGCCUCCCCGGCCGCGGACGGAGCCGCCUCCAGCGCCGCCCCGCGCGCAGCCCGGCCAGCGGCAGCCAGCGCCGCCCAGCGCCCGGCCCCGGGGUCGCCACCGCCCGCCGAGUCAGCUCCGCGAUGCCAGCCCCGCUGUGACGCAGGCCGCGCUGCCCGGGAACUUCCUCCCCUGCAGAGACCACCUCGCUCCCGAGACUCGCCACGAGGGAUGCCGCCGGCCGCCGGGGGCUUUUUCCGGGACCAGGAGAGAAAUCCUCUCUCCGCUUCACGACGCGGCCACUCCCACCCCUGAGACGCCCACCUGGCGGGCUCUGCGGGGGGAUUCGGCUGCGUCUAAUACCACCUCCACCCCUCAUCCCUCACAACGCGCGGAAAACCACAGGCGGCUGUGCGCACAGCGUCGGCUCAGCCACCGCAGCUCCUCCCCUGGGAUGAAAAAGCAAACUCUGACGCCUUGAAAGCUGGCAGCUCUCUGUAUGGGAAAUCUCUGCCCAGUGAAAAAAUGUACCGACAAGAUUACUAAGUAACACAGUCUUCUGGGAAUGCCUUAUCAAUGCCAGCUAUUUGAAGAGCACCCAAAGUCAAACUAGUGCUCCGCGCUGGCAGUCUGGAAAAGACAGAUAUAUGUGAGUAGAGAAACUGAUAGACAACUAGUCGCUGGCCAGUUGGCCUGUUUUCAUACUACAAGCCUUCAGAAAGCAGUCGCCUCCUUUUACCACGUUUCUAUUUCUAAACCAAAAUGAAAAGGACGUUUGUUCAAAAGAUAUUCUCUUGGGCUUUACAUUGCUUUCCCCCUGCUCACUCAGCAAAAUCCUACACUUUUUUCCAAUUCCAGUGCUGCUGUUGGGUGUCCUUCCCAGAAGACAACCUUAAAUCCUCUUAAGCCUUAGGAGCUGAAUCUAACACCAGUCUUAAUUAACCUACAAGAAGACAAAAAUUUAGGUCGGGGCUUACCUCCUAGUCAGCAGAUAGGAAAAAUUCCUAGAGAGUCUCUGGGAAAAAGGCAAAGGCUAACUUUAGCAGUUUGCUAAAGAAAAAAAAAAAAUUCAAGUACCUUGUAAGUCACCACAGGGUAGAUGCAGCAAUACUCUCUAAGGUAGCUUUUACCUCUUCAAUUCUCUUACCUUACCUGAAUUUAAACACAGUGAGGCAAGUACCAAGGUCACAACCCUCCUGUGGAGAAUCUUAUUUUGCACGGGCUUUCUGAUACUCUUCUAUCUUUGUACCGUUGGCACCUGACCACAAGCUUAGGCAUCCCUGAAAUGCUCCCUUGCUACCCAGUGUCAAGGAACCAUUGAACCUUAGACUUUGUACUCAGGUGAACCAGGAUUAAAUCCCUACUCUUCCAGUGUAAACUUAGGAAAUUUGCUGUUCUUUUUAAUCUGCCCCCUCCCCCACCACCCACAUCCCCUUAUCAUCCCUAUAGGUAUAGCACUACAGGGUGCUGUGAGAAUUAGCUAAUAUGCUCAAAGCACCAAGAACAGUGCCAAUCACUUUGUAAGUAGUCAGUAAAUGAGAGCUACUAUUGUACUUAACUACUCUUCACUGAAAGCAAAAGAACCAGGAAUAGCAAAAAGGUUUGGAAACCUGGGAUCUGAAUCCCCUGCAAGUUGAGUCCACCCCAAGUUGCUUUAGUGCAAUACUUUUGGCUCCUCUGUGUCUGCCUUCUAAUUGGAUCAACUGGGUAGUUCUUCACGUGUAGGCAGGUGAUUCACAUGCACAUUAAUGCUUGAAAGCCACUAGUCUAAAAACUAUGCUACACUGCUUAGUUCACCUUUUCUUAUUUUGUAGCAUGUAAAACUUAAAUCUAGUGAUCUCACCUCAGUCCACCUAAUUCACAUUAACAUCCACACUUAGCAAGCUCUCUGUAAAGGACUGGUAGAAUUAGCAAUCAGUCAACUUGAGUGAGGGUCUUAGAGAAGUACAAGGCUUAUUUUCCGACUUCAGGGUGUUCAUAGUUCAUGGGAGAGGGAAUCAUGCAUACACACAAACUAGAAUAAACCAUUUUGAAGCAAAUGUGCUUGAAGUUCAGCACAUCUCCAGAAAGGAGACGGUACUGUGAGCUAGAUGAACUGGGUGCACAGUCUCCAUCUUGACCUUCCACUUUAUACCCAAUUCCUUAGGCUAAAUUUUGACAUUCUAAUUGGACUUCCAGAGUUAGUAGUUCCCACACUAAAGACUACGUAAUUACAAGUUAGCCAUGUACAGGUUGGUGAUAGAAGCAGAAGUAGAUAUUUCUGGGCUGUGCAGAGCUGUGGUAAGGGAUUUGGAAUGAAAUAGGUCUGGGCUUAAAUCUUGUAUCUCUAGCUAUGAACUUCAGUUUCCUCAUCCGUCUAUUGGAAUAUACCUACCUUUUAGGGUUAUGGUGAGACUUAGAAUAUCUGUAACCCCUCUAGUGGGUUGUAUGGUAACAGCAAUUAUGUUACAUUGUUGUUUUGUUGUUAGCUGUAAGAAAACUCAGGCUGGGCUAAGUUGUUCCUUGAAGGCAUAAUUAAUUAAUUAAUUAAUUGUUUCUGAGAUGGAGUCUCACUCUGUGUGAUCUCCGCUGACUACAACCUCCGCCUUCCAGGUUCAAGCAAUUCUCCUUGCCUCAUCCUCCUGACUAGCUGGGAUUAUAGGCGCCCACCACUAUGCCCAGCUAAUUUUGUAUUAUUAUUUUUUUUUAGUAGAGAUGGGUUUUCACCAUUUUGGCCAGGCUGGUGUCAAACUCCUGACCUCAGGUGAUCCACCCACCUUGGCCUCCCAAGGUGCUGGGAUUAUAGGCAUGAGCCGCCAUGCCUGGCCUGAAGGCAUAAUUUAAAAGUCACCUUCUCUAUGAAGCCUCCAUAGGUUCUAGGCAAGUGUAACUCUUCCUUCCUUGUGUGACCACAGCACUUACCAUGGUGUGCUCUCAUUUGUCUCUUUACAUGCCUCUUCACUACAGUCUGGGAGCCUCUCCAGGGCAGGGCUGUAUCUUGAUUCACUCUUAUGUCCAUUAUCAACACCCUGCACAGGACCUGAUACUAAAUAUUGAAAUAAUGAGUUUUUAAAUGUUUCAAUUUCUUGUAUUGGUUCUGACUUUCAGUAUAACUCAUUAUACUACAGGCUCUAAAACCUGAACCCUUUAGCUCAUAAAUAAUUCAUACUAAAUUUAUGUAUUAUGUAUAUGUAUCUGCUUAAACCUUGAUGAUGUCAAUGCUGGGAUUGUUCUUUCAGGCCAACCUGCUAUUCUUGUUUUGUUUUACAUUUGAUUUCAGUUGAUCUUGCCUGGUAAGAGUGCAAGUAAAAUCUACGUUCUAAACCAAAAUCAUCAGCAGGAUUUUACACUGCAUUCUCUAUCCACCCUGUGCACAUCUGCUCCCCAGACCAUUUCUGAGCUUUGUGGGAAGAGGCUGAGCUAAAAGAAAACGUUGUUGUUUUAAGUUUCAUCUGUUUACACUGUUGCAACUAUUAGCACUUUCUGAAUUAAUACCUGCAAGAUAAAUGCCACCUUUAGCAACAGCUUUGAAAUCCUUGACUCUAUGCCAUUAAAAAUGCUAAGACAGGGAAAAAUAAAACCUUCUCUAGAAAAUUCUUUUGCCCAGAAAGUUGCCUGGAGGUAAUGUCAAAUGUGGACUUGAUCCCAAAAUGGCAGUUGAAUUUGUACCAGAGGAAAUGGUGGUCUAUUGGGGCUAAAACUGAUACCCCAAAGUGAAGGAAUAAAAAGCAACCUCAGAAGCAAAGUCUCUGUCUAGUUUUCUCCUGCCCUCUUGUCUCUCACUCUCUUAUUCUCCCUUGAAGCAAGCCAUAGAAACUGGGAUCCUUCUUCCCCGAGGUGGGUCAUGUAAACCAGAACCUUUUCUCCAAAACCAGCCUUAAAGCCUAAAAAUUUCACUCUAAUCUUCUCCUUCCCUUCCCUUUCUCUUUCUUGCUAACUGCUGGCAAUAAAGAAAUUAAGACUCUCAUUCCAGUGGGGUCCUACCCCAUACCUGGGAGGAAGGAAUGUCAUCCCGAAAGGCCAAGAAGAAAUGUGAACAGACAGGCCUUGCUGGGUUUCACCAUUCAGCCUAUUAGCACUGGAUCAUACCCCUUUUGUCCAAUCAUAUUUCUAUACAGCUUUCCAUACUUCAUUGAAUCCAAGCAUAAAAAUGGGCCAAGAGCAGGUGGCUCAUACCUAUAACCUCAGCAUUUUGGGAGGCCAAGGUGGAACAUCACUGGAGCCCAGAAGUUACAGGUUACAGUGAGUUAUGAUCAGGACAUUGCACUCCAGCCUGAGCUACAGAGUGAGACCCUAAAUCAAAAAUAAAAAUAAUAAUAAAGGAAUAUUUGCCCCUAUAUCUUGGGGUCUUCAUUCUGAAGUCUCCUGUGUCACAUAAAACUAUGAUCAAAUAAAUUUGUUAUGCUUUUCUCUUGUUAAUUUGCCUUUGUUAGAGAGGUGUCAGCUGUUACUCUUAUGAUAGGAAGGAAAGGAAUCACCCCUUUUUGCUCCCUACAGCACCAAGGACCUAAAAAUAGGAUUCUAUAAAACUUUGAAUCAGAUUCUUCUAAAACCAACCUUAUUUAUUUUACCAUCCCAAGACAGAAUUGUUUGCUCCCACUAACUUGUGAAAUUUUCUUUGGAAAUAGUAAAGAAUAAACACUUAUGAGGUACACACUAUGUGCUAAAUGCAGGUUGAAUAUCGGUUAUCGAAAAUGCUUGGGACCAGAAGUGUUCUGGAUUUCAGAUUUUGAAUAUUUGCACUACACUUACUUACCAGUUGAGCAUACCAAAUUCAAAAGUCUAAAAUGCUCCAAUGAGAAUUUCCUAUAAGCCUCAUGUCAGUGUUCAGAAAAUUUGGAGCACCUCAGAUUUGGGAUACUCAAUAUGUAAUAGCUUUAUAUGCAUGGUCUCAUUUAUUCACCAUAGCUAUCCAUUACAUAGGCAGUAUUAUUUUCUCAUAUUGACAGAUGAGAAAACAGAGGCCCAUUGUAAUCCAGUAGCUAGCCAAAGGUCACAUAAUCAGUGAGUAGAAGAGUUGAGAUUUGGGUCUAGGCAAGUCUAUUUCAGGGUUGUCAUGCUUACUCACUACUUAAUCCUAUAGGAAAGGAGUAUUUAUUUUUAAAUGGAACCCAUCAGUUAUUUCAGUAAGGUUAAUAAUGUACUUUUUCAGUAUUUCAAAA